GUUUCUUUUUAAUUAGUAUCGUUGGUGUACUUGAGUGCAUGGAUGCAUGAACCAUCUCAUUCUCUAAUUGGAUUUGAUUAAAACACGAGUUCAAGUGUCGGAAUGGUCUUUUGUAAAAUGCUUUAUUGUAUACUCACACUUAUGCUUAUAUUAGACAAUGUCUUCUCGACACAUUUCCAAAGUUCUGAUAAUUUGCUGACUUUGGAAUCAUGUAACUAUGGAGAUACCGUCGAAAACUUAUGCAGCAAGUGUGUAUGUACAACUAAAGGGGUGUACAAUUGCAAGGCAAGAGAUUGUGAUAAAGUGCCAGUUAUCUACUUAGAGAAACCAGCAGCAUGUCAACCCAAUACACUAUAUAUUCAGGGCUACACAAGUUGUAUAUGCACAGCAGAGGGCCAAUGGCCUCACAGAGUCUGUUACGAUCUCUUCAGUCAUUUGCCAAUGGAGUCAACCAAGAAAAAGACAUGUGAACCCCAAGGGUACGUCCAAGUUGAGUGCAAUAUAUGCAGAUGUAAUGACAAUGGGGAAGUAGAUUCUACACGAUGCACUAUCAAUGAAUGCGACGUGGAGAAAUCUCACUUCAGGAAGAACAGCGAAGCAAACAAAAAUUUAUUUGGUCAGUGCAUAGUAAAGAACUGGUAUUCAUUAGCGCCGUGCCAAUUCUGUUACUGCGUCGACACCAACAAGCUGAUGUGCAGCACCAGUGUUGUACAAGCUAACAGACAAGGUCAAAUGAAUUUAGGGCCGUCUGCCUUAGUACUGUGUGGACCUGGACUUUUAAAGGAGAUUGCUGCCUUGGUCCCAAAUCAAAAGAGGUCAAGAAGUAUAAAAUCAUCUAAGGAAGAUGAAUCUCGGUCGAAUGGUGUGGACGCUAAAAUUAGAAGAAAUACGAAGGUAACUACACAAUACGACCGAAAUGAUAUUGAAAAGAAGACAAAGAAAGUUAAAGCAUUAGCAGAAUAUAGAUCUGGACCAGUAGAUGAUCAGCUUCAGAUGGCUUAUUACGAUGUUCCUGAAGCCGACGGUAAAGAAAACAAAAUGAACACAGAUGAAAUGACAUUAGAUAUCGCAGCUACCUUUGAUGCCAAUAAUCGGAGACAUAGAAAACAAAACGGAGGACCACCCAUGAUGUAUAAUUAUGAUCCUUUGGUUGCAGCUAGGGAUUUUCUAAAAGUGAGACGAUCGCUGAAAUUAGUUGAAACCGGGAAGUGUAAGCUGGGGACUGCUAUUAAUGUUAAAUGUAAUUUAUGUCAUUGUUUGAAGAAUGGCAAAAUGCUUUGUACUGACAAGAAAUGUGAUUGAAUAGCGUAUUAUGUUUUGUACUACCUACUGUCAUCCAAAACUCACUAAUUACUAGCACAAGUUCAAACCCAGAGUGAACCGUACCAGUAAUAAAACACGUUUUUUGUU
Molecule: messenger RNA, 1410 nt
Organism: Cydia pomonella (codling moth)
Lineage: Eukaryota; Metazoa; Arthropoda; Insecta; Lepidoptera; Tortricidae
Exons: 3
Coding region: 103-1302 (399 amino acids)
Source: RefSeq, a predicted model, not a curated record